Messenger RNA from Podarcis raffonei (Aeolian wall lizard), 1457 nucleotides. RefSeq names its product N-acylethanolamine-hydrolyzing acid amidase-like. Lineage: Eukaryota; Metazoa; Chordata; Lepidosauria; Squamata; Lacertidae. The transcript has 11 exons. Gene Ontology annotation, cellular component: lysosome. The record is from RefSeq and is a predicted model, not a curated record. Gene Ontology annotation, molecular function: fatty acid amide hydrolase activity. Bases 25 to 1125 code for a protein of 366 amino acids. Gene Ontology annotation, biological process: fatty acid metabolic process.
AGCCGCUUUUGCUCGCGCGCAUCAAUGGAGCGAGGGCUGCGCCGGCGGGGCGGGUUUGCGCGGCUCCCUUUCGCCCUCCCGCUCCUGCUGCUGUGCAGUGGGGCUGCAGCCCCCCAGGGGCCGGCGAGGACCGAGGUGCCCGCGCCCUUGCUUUGCAAUGUCAGCUUGGACAGCCCGCCCGAGGAGCGCUGGCUGCCGGUCCUGCGCCUCCACUUCGACCCGGCGCUCCUCCGAGAGGCUUUCGUGCAGCUCAUAGACCAGGUGGUUCCUAAGUGGGUUCAUGCGAUUAUCCGGCCUCUGGCGGAAGAAAUAGAAUCCUUUGUCCCUCAGCCGUUUGCAGGCGAGAUCCGGGGACUCUGCCAAGCCCUGGGGCUGAACGUUGGGGAUGGCUUGCUCCUCAAUUUGGCCUAUGAAAUUACCACAUACUGCACCAGUAUCAUCGCUCAGGACACUAAUGGGAGCAUUUAUCAUGGUCGGAAUCUAGAUGCACCGUUUCUGGACAUUUUUCAGAAGACAACCAUAAAUGUGGACUUUUUAAAGAAUGGGCAGGUAAAAUUCAGAGGCACUACAUUUUUCGGCUACGUUGGUAUAUGGACAGGACAAAGUCCAUAUAAGUUUACAUUUUCUGGAGACGCAAGAGAUCGUAGCGCAUGGUGGGAGACUGCAAUUGCCACUUUCCUGAAUCGAAAUUCUCCGGCCAGCUGGCUGGCCAGGACCGUUUUGAGCGAAGCUGAGACCUUUGAGACCGCUGCUCUCAUGUUGUCCAAGACACCGAUUAUAGCAAACGUCUACUUCAUCAUUGGGGGAACGAAGCCCGGGGAGGGGGCAGUCAUUACGAGAAGGAGAAGCGGUCCAGUAGAUAUUUGGCCCUUGGAUCCUCUGACCGGAGGGUGGUACCGGAUAGAGACAAACUACGAUCACUGGACAACACCUCCUCCUCUAGAUCAUCGAAGAACCCAAGCCAUGAAAGCGCUGAAUGCCACCGGACAGAAGAAUAUUAAUCUCGAGUCUCUCUACAGAGUAUUAUCAGUCUAUCCAGUCUUAAAUGAGGGAACAGUUUACACCACCGUAAUGAGUGCUGCAACCCCUGGCAAGUACAUGACACGGAUCAGGAACUUGGUGUGAAAACAUAUCAUGGAGCAAUUUGUGGGGGGGAAACGGGCUUCCCCCACUGCAUCGGUGUGGUAGAUGCUAUCCCAGGACAAAUCAGAUCAACACACUAAUAGGAAAAACCAUCAUUCCAUUCCCAUUACAAGGAACAAAGACACCAGUGUAAACUUUUUAUCAGUCUGGAAGUUAGCAGGAGUGGCGAAAACCGCGAUGCCUUCAUUUCUGCAAACUGCACCUUGCCAAGGAAAUGGAUGUGGGUAUUUGUGUCUGGAAACCCUGCUGUACCAAUUCACGGCAAACACAUACCUCGGAGAAGAAGGGGUUGAUGGAAUCAUAGAGUGCGCCCC